Messenger RNA from Cylindrotheca closterium, 481 nucleotides. The record is from the annotation of a GenBank genome assembly. NCBI's taxonomy places the organism in Eukaryota, Bacillariophyta, Bacillariophyceae, Bacillariales, Bacillariaceae.
AUGGUCAUCACAAAUGCCCAAAACACUGCUUUCUUCACCCAGGAUGCUCAGAUGGCAAUUCCACUAGGAAUUUUCGCUCCCCAUCUGAAUCAGCAAGGCAUCACAACAAUAGAUUCGCUCAAGGAGUUCAAUGACGGCAUGCUUGAUGAUAUUCACAAGCACAUCACAAGACAUGGCCCUCCAAAUGAUGUCUUCAGCGCCCUGUCUCUUUCACGCCUCAAGACUGCUGCCUCUGCUGUCCGAUUUUACCUUGUUACUGGCAGAGCACUCACUGCAGCAUGUAUGAGAUGGACAAAUACAGUCAUCAUGUAUCAAGAGGAGCGUGAAGAACUGAAGAUUGCCCAAGAGCGGGAAGAUCCAAAGGUACCAUGUGUCAGCAAAGCUUUGCCCAUCAUGAAAUGGCUUGCUGCCUUUAGAUCUGUCAUCCAUGAGAGCUAUGGUGUGAGAGGUUUUCCUCUUGGAUAUGUCUUGAGAGAAGACG